CACUUUCGACACGGUUUGACUUUGGCACACAUAAGCCAAAAACGAGCGGUUAUGUUUAAUCAUAAUUUAUAGUUUUCUUGUUUUGCUUUUAAACAAUUCAAACUCAACAACCACCAAGAGAAAGGCAUUUUGUCCAUUAUGUUGCCGAAACCGAAACCAAAAUAGACAUGAUCAAAGCAGUACCCAAUACCGUGCUAUACCUCUAAUUACUCGGAAGGGUCAUAUCAAGUGUCUAGGUCGUUGAAGGCUUCAUGCGGACGUUGCGUUCCGGAUACUUUAUAUUAUUGAGCCUAAAUCCAUCAAACGACACCUCUAACAACUUACAAUCCUAAAACUAGUUCAUUGGUGGCCACCUAUUGUUUAGCCACCAGAAAGUCAUAAAAAGAAAAGCGUUUAUUUUUAAAAAUAAUUUAGAUUAUUUAUUUGCAGACAUCUAUUUAAGAAGAAAAAAAUACUGUUUUUAACAUUGAUGAAUACCUUUCAUCCUAAUGCAGUCAAAUUUCUUCAACACGCGAAAAGGCAAUUUUUUAUAUAGGUCUUAAUUAAGAACGAUUUAGUAGAAAGCAAACUUCCUUUCAUCUUCAAUUGCGCCUGUGAAAGAUAGCUCACUCACCGAUUUCAAAGCAGUAUCAUUGUCAGUUUCAUACAACUGCUUAGCAAAGAAGUCACAUAAAAAAAUCCUGUUUUUACAAGUUCGUUGGAAAAGUGACGAUAAAGAGUUGCAGUUUUUAGUAGAAAAUCUAUAUUCACAAAAAUUUUGAAAUUGACAAUGGAAUUUAUGAGGAUGUAACAUAUCUCACUAUUUGAACAGUUCAUAACUUUGCGGCUUUGUUAAUUCUGGCUGGUGACCCUCUCAAUAGACACAAUUUUAUUUUAUUCCAUUCCCAAAGCUUUUCCUACAAAAAAAAAGAGAGUGAAAUAAUACACAAAACUAAAUAAUAUAAAAAUCACAUUUUAAGAUCAAUAAAACAAUUCAGGUCAUCAAUUAGAAAAGUGAAAAGGGAAUUAAUAAAGCUCAAGAAAUGGCAACGCAUGAUGAAAUUCGAAGUGUACUAAGCCUCUUGUUAGGAGCCAUUUUUUUCUACAGUUUUAUUGGGAAAAGCCUUCAAACUUGCAUUAAUGGAGGAAUAGUAUUGAAGUCCGGUCUGGAACCGUCCGAUAAGUAUGAUAUAUUAGAGGAGCACAACAAAUUGCGACAGGUCGUGGCGCAAGGACUCGUACCUGGACAACCAAGUGCAGAAUAUAUGCUGGAAAUGCAAUGGGACGACGAGUUGGCUUCCAAGGCACAGGAUUGGGCAAACCGUUGUAUGUUCAAGCAUGACCCGAAGAAACGGUUAGGUCGUUUUAUAAUGGGACAAAAUUUGGCCGCUAUUUGGAGUAGCGCCUCUUUGGACAAUGAUCAGGAUAGUGAUUUCCCUGGUCGUAUACGAAAAUGGUUCGAUGAGGUGAAGAAAUAUUCUUAUGGCGCUAGAUUCUCUUUGACCACCGGACACUACAUGCAGCUUGUGUGGGCCGAAAGUUUUCUUGUAGGAUGUGGUUACUCCUAUUACUAUUCUGCGAAUAAAUACAAUAAAUUAUAUGUCUGCAACUACGGGCCAGGCGGCAAUAUACAAGGUCAACAGCCUUAUCUUAUCGGACGACCAUCGUGCGAUCAACAUGGUUUGCAAAAAUCCCACAAAUAUCCGAGUCUUUGUAUGCCUCGUGGAAUGGAUCGGUAUCAUCAUGAUAAUACGAUCCCAGAAAAUUAUUAUUCCUAUCCAACUUUAUCCGAUAGUCAUGGCAACCAGCAUUUUACAGCAGCGUCUACUCCUAUGGUAGUGUACACAGCUGUCGCAAAUGGUUUGAGUCAUCUUUCACAUGACGGUCAUAUCCUGUACAAUCUAGUAUUUGAUCAGCACAAACAGCAGCAGUAUCAUUAUCAUCCAACUGGACAACAGACAACGCAACAGCCAACAUAUCACCACCUAUCAAAUCCAUUGGCACCAAUUGCAACUACCGCCACUGCAGCUCUUCUCAAGCCGACUGGCGAUGCACUUAAGUCACCCUUCCUAACAUACCGUUGGGAUUUGCUGUUCAAUUUUCUGCAUUGAAAGUUACGGUUAUACUAUUCGAGCUGAGACAUACAAAGAGCCUUUUCCCACCGAGGAUUGCUUCAGUGUUGCUGCUGAUGCUAAACCUUCUAUGCUAUGGACGCUUUGGAAAAAUGAAAACCGUACAACUUUCUGUAACCCACUAGUCUUAUAAACGGUAAGCUCCUUGCAGAAUACUUAGAGGUUGGUAGAGUAAUAUGCGCCCUAUAGUUUUCAAACGAACGACAUCAAAUAGUGAGACUCCCUACUACAUACAUCAAACCGUUUGUGCUUAAGAUCUGCACACCCUAACCCAAUGUACAGAACCCGGAGAUAAACAAACAGAACUGAGCAAAUACCAACAACGAGAUAGAACAAAAUACUGUCAAGUGCUAAACCUCAUACUUAUUGCAGUUUUGUGGCAGGAAGCAGUGACAGAGGAUUACCCCUUUUCCUUCAGUUUACCCAGCGAAAGGGCGACAACGGAAGCUGUUCCCUGUACACUAAGGUCUUUUUUACGCGGGUUGCUUUUCUCCAUUACUCUGUAGCGAUACAAGACAUCGAUCUCAUUCCAAUCACGUUUACCAUUUCAGGCCAGAAGUAAUCAUACCUAUAUCAGUUUUCAAAAAAAACUAAAUACUGAAAAUUCGGAAUGCUGCAUUUUGGACUUUGGGUUGACCAAUAUCAUAAUCAAACAAGGUUCAAAUAUUUUAGAACGGUUUUCUUCGUUAUAUUGUCAACUCUAAAUAAAAUUCUAUUUUCACGCGGUCCCAUACAAAUUUGGAACGUAUCCCGCGCGCAAAAAAAGACCUUAGUGUAUAUCAACUACGCCAGGAUCCGAAACGUACCACUCCACAGGCAGCAAUGGCUUAUUUUUCUUUCUAAAACUAGAGGAAAUGACGGAAACAAUAAUUAGACCGGGAACAUGGAACAUACUAACUUGCUUGUUGCCAAUUCAGUAAGCUGCGAUAGUUGCAGUAAGAAUCGUACAGUUGGAGUAUAAUCCCAAAUCUAGCAUAGUGCAAUAGGCAAACAUAAAACCCCACAGCUGCAUCACAAUGUACCCGUUUCUAGAAUUACUAAAGCAAAUCUCCAUCCGAAAGAGUGGCGAGACAGUCCGGGUUUUUUUUUCCUCAUACCCACUAUACUCAAUAUUUAAAUUUAUAAAUUGUAGGAGUCUUUCAAAUAUAGUCUACAAUCGUUUGCGUAACUAGUUGUUUUAUUCUAUUCAUACUCAAGUUUUGCGUGCUUAGCAUUAGUGCUUGUAAUUAUUUAUUUUCUCUUUUUUUGUUCGAGUAUAUGUAGUUAUAAAGAUUAAAAAUUAAAGAACUGAAAAUCUUGGCACGUUUUCACUUCACAAUUGAAUAGUCAAUGCAUUAUCAUCUGCAGGCGCAGGAAAACUAAAUAUUAAUUUUAUCUGAUAAAUGUUUAUUCGACGAUUUUCAUUAACCAU
Wyeomyia smithii (pitcher-plant mosquito) is the source of this 3522-nucleotide messenger RNA. RefSeq names its product scoloptoxin SSD976. The transcript is spliced from 7 exons. Lineage: Eukaryota; Metazoa; Arthropoda; Insecta; Diptera; Culicidae. Gene Ontology annotation, cellular component: extracellular region. The coding region runs from base 1023 to 2090 and encodes 355 amino acids. The record is from RefSeq and is a predicted model, not a curated record.